UGGUCCACGUGGUGGCAGCUGGUGCUCUGAUCCGAAGCAGGUCCCUGCUGUUCCCGCUGCCGCGGGUCUGUACCGAGCGCCAUGGCCCAGCCGCCGCCCGAUGUCGGCGAGGAUGACUGCCUGCCGGAGUACCGCCACCUCUUUUGCCCCGACCUGCUCCGGGACAAAGUCGCCUUCAUCACAGGCGGUGGCUCUGGGAUCGGAUUCCGGAUUGCUGAGAUUUUUAUGAGGCACGGCUGCCACACGGUCAUUGCCAGCAGAAGUUUUCCGAGAGUAUCAAUGGCUGCCAGAAAGCUGGCUGCAGCCACUGGCCAGCGAUGCCUCCCUUUAUCCAUGGAUGUCAGAGAUCCCCCAGCCAUCAUGGCUGCCGUGGACCAGGCACUGAAGGAGUUUGGAAAAAUCGACAUUCUCAUAAACUGUGCAGCCGGAAACUUCCUGUGCCCAGCCAGCUCGUUGUCCUUCAAUGCCUUCAAGGCUGUGAUGGACAUCGAUACCUUGGGCACAUUCAAUGUGUCUCACGUGCUCUACAAGAAGUUCUUCCGGGACCAUGGAGGAGUAAUCGUGAACAUCACCGCAACCCUGGGUACCCGGGGGCAGGUGCUCCAAGUGCACGCAGGCUCUGCCAAGGCGGCCGUGGAUGCAAUGACGCGACACUUGGCUGUGGAGUGGGGUCCCCAGAACAUCCGAGUCAACAGCCUUGCCCCCGGCCCUAUCAGUGGCACGGAGGGGCUCCGGCGGCUAGGUGGUCCCCACACCAGCAAGGUCCUGCCCAGCCCCCUACAGAGGCUGGGGAACAAGACGGAGAUCGCCCACAGUGUACUCUACCUGGCCAGCCCGUUGGCAUCCUACGUGACAGGGGCCUUGCUGGUGGUCGACGGCGGGGCAUGGCUGACGUUCCCUAAUGACAUGAAGUUGCUGGCGGAUUUUGCAUCCUCUGCUAAACUCUAGGAGCUGGACAGCUGAAGCGAAGAAGGCAUUCUGAAGGCGAGGCUGGUCCACAACCCACUCUUGGAUUUCUGGGACCUGCCUCUCACCCAGCUGAGAACUCCAAACCAAUCACCCUAGCAGAGCAGCUGAAGCAGAGAUUAACCCCUCCUCAGAGAGCCAUUCUGUGUUCCCAUUCCCUUCCCGUGGUCCAUCUCCUGUGCAUGGCAGGCGUGACCAGGCAGUGAGGCCAGCCUGCUGACCUGCCCACACCACAGAUAUCUGCCAGGAGGUGAUUGGCAUUUCAGCUCCCUCAAGAGUGGAGAUGCAGACCAGUUGCUGGGGUAUACCCCUCACCCCUGACCUUGGGUUUAGGGGCUAUCCUGCCCUGCCUAGUCUCAGCCUGGGCUGGCCUCCUGCCUGUUUCCUGUCCCAUCUGAAGGGGUGUGUAUGUGAAGGCAUAGCCCAGGAGUUCACAGUUCAGUCACACUGUGAAGCCGAGUUUGGAGCAGGCUUCUGUGAUGACUCCCCACCAUCCUUCCUGGAGACAGUUGGAUGCCUCAAGGUUUGAGCCCCUCAAUACUAUAGGUCAGUCCUCUGGUUAGGCACACACAGUUCCAUCCUUCAUUGUUGGUAUCACCCAUUUGUAUAAGCACAGAUCCUAGAACUUUGCCAGAAAAUAAAUUUCCUUAAAGAAUAAUAUUUUUUAUUGUAAAACAUCUAUUCAUUGGACUUUGUAAAAUUUUUUACAAGGAAAAGGAAGAUACUUGAAAAGAAUCACUGUGAUCCGGUCAUUUAGAGGUAGGGAUAUGUUUCCUUCCUAUCUUUUUCCUGUGAAGAGUUUAGAAAAUGCUUCCUAUCUAAUGCCCGAAGACCCUGCAAGGUCCCCAUUUGCUCUUGGUCUGUUCCUACUGCCAUUAGGGGGCUGAGUGUGAGCUCUCUGCCCCAGAGGACCAUGCUUACUUGUCCCUUGUUCAAGUCCCUUCAUUCUAUGAAAGAGACCACCUCGCCUCAACAUGUGCAAGGGAGUGGCAGGAAAACCCCAUGAUCAUCCCAGCUGGGAGACCACCUGGCAGAGGGAGCACCUUUUGCUAU
Molecule: messenger RNA, 2019 nt
Organism: Eptesicus fuscus (big brown bat)
Lineage: Eukaryota; Metazoa; Chordata; Mammalia; Chiroptera; Vespertilionidae
Gene: DECR2
Product: 2,4-dienoyl-CoA reductase 2
Exons: 9
Coding region: 82-948 (288 amino acids)
Biological process (GO): fatty acid catabolic process
Molecular function (GO): 2,4-dienoyl-CoA reductase (NADPH) activity
Source: RefSeq, a predicted model, not a curated record